Sphaerodactylus townsendi is the source of this 2745-nucleotide messenger RNA. RefSeq names its product zinc finger protein 385B (gene ZNF385B). Lineage: Eukaryota; Metazoa; Chordata; Lepidosauria; Squamata; Sphaerodactylidae. Gene Ontology annotation, molecular function: nucleic acid binding; zinc ion binding. Gene Ontology annotation, cellular component: nucleus. The record is from RefSeq and is a predicted model, not a curated record. The coding region runs from base 501 to 1691 and encodes 396 amino acids. The transcript has 8 exons.
AGACGAUUCUUCAUUCUGCGUGGUUCGGAGCUAUAUCUGUCGAGCCGUUUUCGUAAUUAUCUGCCUUUUUGUGAAUUCAAUCACAGGCGGCUGAUUCAGUGUGUUGACAGUGAAUCCUUAAGGUUUCCUGUUUGUCAGCAUAAAUCCACCAUGAGGACUUUCUGCCUUUUGACAGCGCCGAAUGUGUGUGUGUGUUUUUCAGUAUGAACAAAUGUGUGGAACUGGGGGUUGCUCUGUUUUCUUAACAAAUGACUCAGUUUGCUUGUCCUUCCCUAAAAUUCUGCCAGUCUGUGAAGGAUUUUCGAUGAGCAGUGCAAAUAAGCCAGCAUUGGGGAAGGUCUGAAUCUGCUCUGGAAUAGUAGUUUACUGUCAAGUGACUGAUUAAGGCUGGGAAGCCAAUUCUGUAGCAUCCGCCACCUCUUCCUUACUGGCUGCACACUGGAAGUUUUGUAUCCCUAACCCUGCUUUUGUUUUUAAGCUGGAUAUUUAAUACUGCAGUAAUGUGGAGUGGAUUCUCCAGCAGAGGCAGUACCUGCCAUACGACUACUCUUCCUACCCUUGUUCGAACACCUCCGCUAAUGAUGCAACCUUCUCUGGAUAUCAAACCAUUUAUGUCCUUUCCAGUGGAUGGCAGCUCUGCAGUUGGUCUCUUCCCCAAUUUCAACACUAUGGAUCCAGUGCAAAAAGCAGUCAUAAACCACACAUUUGGCGUGUCACUUCCCCCAAAGAAGAAACAAGUCAUUUCUUGCAACGUCUGUCAACUUCGCUUUAACUCUGAUAGCCAGGCCGAGGCCCACUACAAAGGAAGUAAACAUGCCAAGAAGGUCAAAGCACUAGAGGCAACGAAAAAUAGACCAAAAGCUGGUGCUCCCAAGGACAGCGCAAAGGGUAAUAUGAGCUGCUCUACCCCGCCAGUCUCAGCCGACAUCUCUGACAAAUCAGAAGACGGGGCAAACCUGGAAGCAAACGGCUCAAGUCAGCUUCCAAAUGUUGAAGUGGUCCCUCUUAUAUCUCAACCCGUCUCGACACCAUCAGUGGCCACCGUGGGAAGACCCCCCUCAUCAGCUUCCCCCAAGAGCACAAAUGGAAUGACUAUUUCUGUUUCCGAGUCAGAAGAAGAGAAAGCCAAGAAAUUGCUUUAUUGUUCGUUAUGCAAAGUGGCUGUGAACUCCCUUUCACAGCUAGAAGCCCAUAACACGGGUUCCAAGCACAAGACGAUGGUCGAAGCUCGGAAUGGGGCUGGUCCGAUUAAGUCUUACCCUAGACCUGGAUCCAGACUGAAGACUCCAAGUGGCAUGAAGGGCUCAGGGUUACAGAAUAAAACGUUUCAUUGUGAGAUUUGUGACGUCCAUGUCAAUUCAGAAAUUCAACUUAAGCAGCACAUUUCCAGCAGAAGACACAAAGACAGAGUGGCCGGGAAGCCUACAAAACCAAAAUUCAGUCCUUACAACAAACUGCAGCGUAGUCCAAGUAUUUUAGCUGCAAAACUUGCAUUCCAGAAAACUUGCAUUAAGCCCCUGGCACCUGCGUUCCUUUCAUCUCCUCUUGCUGCCGCAGUGUCAACAACGUUGUCUCUUCCUCGUCCUUCUGCUGCUUUGUUCCAGACACCAACAAUACCCCCUGCUCUCCUAAGGGUGGGGCACGGGCCUAUCCGAGCGACUCCCACAUCCAUUCUUUUCACACCCUACUGAUGUUUUCAUGGGCAGCACACAACUAUGACCAUCCAGAAGAGAUCAAGGAGGAGGCAAAGAAGGAUUCCAUAUUUUUUUUAAAGUGGCUGAGUCUUGAAACCAACAUGCUUGACUGCUUCCCAGACAACAGGAUCUGGAAUUCUUUCGUUGACGGGUAUUAUGCACUGGGCAACAUAGGUUUGUUGCUGGGAUUUUGAUUUAUUUUUUUUAAGCAACUCAGAUCAAAGUUUACGGAAGAUGUAAUGGUGCACAAAAUACGUCAAGGGUUCGUGUGUUUGCUUUUAAACUCCGACGACGACACACAUUGUAACCAAGGAACGUGGAAUAUUUUCCUGACAGACUUGAAAACCAGGGUCUUCCUCCCUUGUAUUGCGGUAUACAGGCUCUGGAAACCAGCUAGAUAGAUUCUGGUGUGGGACUAACCUCGAUUUUAAAAAAUCCAAGUGCUUAAAUUACUGGUAACAUCUCAAUAACGGAUUGCAACUUUUGGCUUCCUAUGUGUUCCUGUCGAUAAGGGAUUGUGUAAUGUUUUAGGCCUUGGUACUAGUGUUUCUUGUGUAGUACUUGAGAUUUGAUCUCUUGUCUGAUUCGAACUGUUUUAGUUGCCGUGUAAAUGUUUGGAAGCAAAACAGCCUUGAAGAUUUUGUUUAACGUUAACCUAUAUGUCUUUUAAUUUAACAUUUUACUUAGAGAGAUUUCAGAAUAGAAAGCCAUAUAUCAGAUAGUUGAGAUUAUGAGUCAUUUGCUAGUUUCAUUUUAACUUAUUUUGUUUCGGUUUUUCUCCGCCUUCUUCACUGGUGUUGCUGAUCCACCGUUUCAGAAGACAGCAUCAUUUAUACGUUCAUCUCAACUGGUGCUCAUUGUACUGAGACAGUGAGCCUGUGUAUUUAUUCAUAAAUAUACAUAUAUAAAUAUAUAUAUAAAUAUAUUAAAAUAUAUUUUUUUCCAUUUCUAAACUUCUUUCCUAUAUAAUGAUGCCACAUGAAGUUGUGGCUGCCUAAUGCAAUAAUGUACAGAAGAUUUAAAAAGAUAUUUAUUAAAUAUAAUUGUCUCA